CGCCUUCAUUCUCGAGGCACUUCGUGCUGCCAUCAAUUUGUCUACCUUCUGCCAUCGGUUCCAUCUGGUCAACGGCGCAUACGUAGCUGCGCUUACGACGAUUUCCGUUUACCAUGGAUAUUUCUACCACUCACUCGACCCUCACCACUAUUGGUGGAUGGGCGGUCAUGAUUGGACUUGGCGGACUUUUCUGGUACCGUAGUAAACAGAAGCAGCUACAGAAGCGAACUGAACGUCGUGGUUCCUUCACUAGACAAUCAGGAAAACAGAAUGAAGUUGGUCUAGGAAGUGACGCUAAGAAGAAGACGGAGAAGCCCGCAAAACCAAAGCCGAAGCCGAAAGCCCCGGCAGACGCACCGACUCAACCUGCCCCAUCAAACAUCGAUUACAAUCGCGAACAGGUCGAGGCCGCCGAUAAGAAAGCUGACCGGGAAUUUGCUCGUCAACUAUCCACUACUCACGCUGGAACCAAAUUUAACACCAAGAAGUCGGAUGAGAAGAAACAAAAGUCUGUCAAGCAGUCCAAGGCACAGGAGAUUUCCGAAGCACAAGCUGGAAAGAUAUCAGUCCCUUCCUCCCACGCCGGUGAUGCCGAUGAUGACUUGUCUUCCCAAGCCUCUCCUGUCGUUGUACCUGCUGAUAGCCGAGAUGUAUCUGAUAUGCUUGAACCUACUGCACCCGGUCCCUCCGUCCUUCGUCUAACUGAUGUUGACUCUGCCAAGAAGCCUAAGGAGCGAAAGCAGAAGGCGCCCGAAGUAGUCGAGACAAAGAAGCAACGUCAGAACCGAAAGAAGGCCGAGGCUGCUAAGGCUGCUCGUGAGGAGGAAGAGAAGGAGCGAAAGGUCAAGCUGGAACAGCAGCGACGAACUGCUCGCAUUGCCGAAGGACGCGCCGCUAAGGACGGCUCCACCUUCGCAGCUAACACUCAAAAUGCCUGGAAUGGUAAGCCUACCAAUGGCGACAACAACACCGUUCAACCGUUAGAUACGUUUGACGAGAAGCCAAAGGCAGAGCCCGCGAAGGCUGCUAAGCCUGUUGCCACGAAGGCUGCUGAGCCGAUCAAGGAGAAAGCCGACCCUUGGAUCUCCGGUGUACCAUCCGAGGAGGAGCAGAUGGAGAUGCUUCGACAAGAGGACUCCUGGAACGAGGUGAAGACGAAAAAGAAGGGAAAGAAGAAGGAUGUGUCCGGUGAGACGUCGACACCUUCAGCACCGGCCACAAAUGGUGGUAGCACUCCGACCGCCAAGCCUUCGGCCCCGGUCAACGGCACCAACAAGAAGCCGAUCCUAACCAGCAGCAACUCCUCUUUUGCUGCUCUCACUCCUGAGGAGACUGAUGAUAAUGACGAGGAAGAGUGGGACGUAUGAAGUUGAGACAUUGGGACGUUGGGCACCUCGAUACCGGCACACUCUACUUCUUUAUACAUUUUACCCGCCGUGAAUAUUGCAUAGAUUUCAUGACUUAACCCCUUUUCUUUCAACGGUCGACCCCCCUGUUGUACAGUAUUCUCCACCAUCACCGUACCAUUACCGUACCAUCACCGCCUUUACAUCGAAUCAAUCACACUACAGACACGGACGUCAGGCAUCGCGAAACCAAAAAAUUAAGGGCUUGGACUUGGAUCGGGCAAGGGAGAUUCGUUUUAUUUUUCUACUUUGUUGCUGGAUGCCCGAACGAAACACAGAACUUGACCGCCCUUGCUUUGUAUCAACGACUACGUUUUUUUCUCUUCUUCUACUCGUUGCAGCUGAUCUCUGCACCAACGGCGCGACAAUCUCGUGCUACCCGACUCCCAUUUCAGCCUGAUUGAGAUGUGGAGAGGUCGUGCUAAUGUUUUCGUGCCCACAGUUGGCGGACAGAUGGGGGCACUAUUUUCUUAAAAAUUCGAAGUAGCUAUGAGAUCAGAGUAGCACAAUGGAUGCGCAUACUUUCCUUUUUAACGUGUCUGCUUAUUGGUGAAACCGUGACGCGAUCUAAGCAUAUGUGCCAUGCCCUAGUUAUAUUAUAGAUUUCUGUGGUUCUAGAGUAAAUGUAGCUGAAUUGGUCUGAAUGGAUUCAAUUGAUAAUGGCUAGAAGGUGAUCAAUAGGUCGUAGUAGAUCUACGGCUUUUCC
This is a messenger RNA of Annulohypoxylon truncatum, 2112 nucleotides long. RefSeq lists its product as uncharacterized. The coding region runs from base 114 to 1367 and encodes 417 amino acids. The transcript has a single exon. The record is from RefSeq and is a predicted model, not a curated record. Lineage: Eukaryota; Fungi; Ascomycota; Sordariomycetes; Xylariales; Hypoxylaceae.